ACAUCACGGCACAGCCAUGGCCUUGCUGGAGCUCGCUAUGCAAGGCUUUGCCAUCUUCGGAUUUCUCUUAUUUCUUGUCCUCUGGCUCAUGCAUUUCAUGUCCAUCAUCUACGUUCGCUUGCAUCUCAAUAAGAAGACCACUGACAAGCAGCCCUACAGCAAACUGCCAGGAGUCUCACUGUUAAAGCCAUUAAAAGGAGUGGAUCCAAAUCUAGUAAACAACCUCGAGACCUUCUUUGAGCUGGAUUACCCAAAGUAUGAAAUCCUCCUCUGUGUGCAAGACCAUGACGACCCAGCGAUCGACGUCUGUAAAAAGCUGCUGGGCAAAUAUCCCAACAUUGAUGCCAGGUUAUUUAUAGGUGGAAAGAAGGUUGGCAUUAAUCCCAAAAUAAACAACCUCAUGCCAGGCUACGAGGGUGCAAAGUAUGAUCUGGUGUGGAUCUGUGACAGUGGUAUUCGAGUGAGACCAGACACCCUGACUGAUAUGGCUAAUCAGAUGACUGAGAAGGUGGGACUGGUCCACGGCCUUCCCUACGUGGCAGACAGACAAGGCUUUGCUGCUACGCUCGAGCAGGUGUAUUUCGGAACAUCACACCCGCGCUCCUACAUAUCUGCUAAUGUGACUGGGAUUAAAUGUGUGACCGGGAUGUCGUGUCUGAUGAGGAAGGAUGUGCUGGACCAGGCAGGAGGACUCAUUGCUUUUGCCCAGUAUAUCGCUGAAGAUUACUUCAUGGCUAAGGCCAUUGCAGACAGAGGAUGGAAAUUUUCCAUGGCGACGCAGGUAGCCAUGCAGAACUCUGGCUCUUAUUCCAUCGCUCAGUUCCAGUCACGCAUGAUCAGAUGGGCUAAGCUGCGAAUCAACAUGCUACCAGCCACCAUCAUUGAGCCCAUCUCCGAGUGUUUCAUGGCGAGUCUCAUCAUCGGCUGGUCAGCGCACUACAUCUUCCGCUGGGACAUCAUGGUGUUCUUCAUGUGCCACUGCCUCGCCUGGUUCAUCUUCGACUACAUCCAGCUCAGAGGAGUCCAGGGUGGCCCGCCAUCUUUCUCAAAGCUGGACUACGCAGUGGCCUGGUUCAUCCGGGAGUCCAUGACUAUCCAGAUCUUCCUCUCGGCCCUCUGGGACCCCACCAUCAGCUGGAGAACAGGUCGUUACCGGUUACGUUGUGGCGGCACCGCGGAGGAAAUACUGGACGUAUAGAAAGUCGCAGCUUGAACGGACACACUCGUGACGGAACAAAACAAAAAGUGUAGGCGAGGACUGAACAUGCAGAAAUAUCUGCGACGGCUUUACUUUUGUUUUGUCUGUGUAGGUUUUAAAUGAAGCUGUUCUUUUUUUAAUCGUUAGAUUUAGAACCUGUGGCAUGUCAGCGAGCGAGUAUUGAGUAUUAAUGUGGUGCUUUUAAGGGCCUUACUUUGUUCUUUUGGACCAUGAGUUUCACAUGAGCCAAUUCUUAUAGAGGAGCAGACAUGGGGAGGCCCGUGACACAGCAAACAUUUCCAGGAAGGAAAUAGGAAUCAGGACAAGAUGCUUGAACAAUGUUGAGUGGAUUUUUUUUUUUUUUUUUUACCUAAACCGCGACCCAUCAGAGUUUUACUUGAACCGCACUGCAUGCUCACUUCCCGUUUAAACAGUGGUUUUGAUUUUAAGCUUAAUGGAUGAUAAAAUCUUAAACUGCCGAAAUACGUUCAGGGAGGCAUUUUAACACAAAUCCACCUAAUGCAGUGUUGCGCUCCACUGACAUCAUUUGCCAUGUUUGUUUUUUUUUUAGAUGUGGGACUACUCACGUUUUAAAAAAAGAAAGCACUCAGGUCCAGAAAGUUCUCCACACAAUUCCCCUUUACAGUAUCUGACGUGCCGCAUCAGCUUAAUCAGUAUUCCUACGUAUAGAGAUGUAGGUCACAGCUUAAAACCCCAAUAGGGAACAGUGAAGCAACCACUCUCAUUUUGACUUGUUUUAGGAAUGCACCGAUUCUAAUUUAUUAUUUAUUUAUUGUGAUUUUUUAAUUAACCGCUAUAUCCUGGCAGGUCCUAUUCCAUCAGGAAACGCCAGGCACCUAGCUGGACAGGGUGCCAAUCUGUAACAGGGCUUUGACCACACCUCCAUCAGCAGUGGUGACGAGCGUAAUAGACCACUGCACCACCCAAGGGCUCAAUUCCAAUUUAUAUUACAUAUGUAUACACACACACAAAGAGAUUCUGUUGUCCUCUUGGUUAAAUCCUAGAUUUUUUACUACUUAAUAAAUACUAUGUUAAACUGCUAUAAGACUGCACCACUCAACACACCUUAGCCAUAACAAAAAUAUAUGUAUACACAGUAUAACUUUAUGUAGAUCAGUGUGUGGUCAGACAAGCAAAUAAAAGCAAAUGACAACAAAUAUAUCAAAUAUCAUCUCAUUUUAGUCAAACAGCAAGUUGAAGCUCUACCCACACCCAUUUACACAACCUUAUUUAGUAAUCACUGCAGAGAUGCACAGCUGGUUUUGAAGAGCUUUGGGAGUUUUUCUUCCAGCCAAAGGCUAUGAAACCUGUUCUGAUAUGAGCCUAAACUUGUAGUUAAUGUAAAUAAAUAACAUCACAUCAAGUCACCAUAAAAUAUAGUUCAUCAAAACUGAUCCAAGUUUCAAGCAAAAAUCAAGCGGUUCAGUCGGUGCAUCCCUAACGAUUCCACCGGUGUGUUGGAUGAACGCUAGUGUAGAAGAGAACUUGAGUGUGCUUGUUGCUGAGAUUCCUGAUUGGGGUUCAUUACAAUCGUUACACUUUGUUAUAUCUGCGUUAUAUCUUUAGUCUGAUCUGAAGUGAGUGCUGGAGAGGAAACAGAGGAGCUGCUUUUACUGCAUCAACCCACUUAAACUAAUCAGACCUGCUCAGCAUCUGCGUACGAGCACAGACCCCGGCGUCCGAGCUGGUUGCUGGGGGAAUGUAGUAAAGCAGCGGUGAUUCUUGAUUUGCUCUCUGUCUGAAUAGGCUGCCCCCCCCCCCCCUCCCCCAAGGCUUUGCCCCUUUGACGUGCCAAUGCAUUAAUGACACACAUUCCUGCGCGGUGUGGUCAACACAUGGAGGGCAUUUCCUCCUGCACUGCUUUCUCCUACCUUAGAAACAAGGCAGUAUUCCCUGAGAUGUUUGAUUUUUACCUCAUGGAAGUCUCGUUUGCACAAUGAUCGGAAGGAUUUAUACGCACCAAAUUAUUAAAAAAACUUUAAUCCUGUUGCAUUUCAACUUCAAAUUGAUUAAUGAGCCUUGGUGCCAGCGUGAAUGGGUAGCCUUUAUGCUCUGUUUUUGUUUUUUGACACAUUUCAAUUCAACAUGUAUAAAUUAUUAGCAUCUUUAAGAAAAAUUGCUUCCAGUGUUGUAAAUUACCAAACCGCUCAGGGUUUCAGAUUUACUGACAGUCUGACAGUCAUCCGUAACGCUUUAUUAAUACUUGAUCACAGCAUUAGCUUUAUCUGUAAAAAAAAAAAAAAAAAAAAAAAAAGACACAAAAAAUUCCAUCCACCCUUUCCUUAGCUUUUCUGCCCCCCGACCCCGCUAGAUUUAGCACCAUUGUGUGUAUGUACUUGUAUUGUAUUUCUCUUUCUCUCCAUGCCGAUGCUGACAGUAUUAUCUCACAGAUCUGUUAAAUAGGGCAGUUUUGGUUUGACCUCUGUUAUUAGAAACAAAAAAGGUUUUGUCUUGUAUUUUAGAUCUUUUUAAUCCUUUAAACACAGGUUGGGACUGUUCUUCAGUAGUCAUUUAGUCACCUGCUUUAAUAAAUCACAUUUCCAUCUAAUACAAAGAACAAGAAUUUAAACACAUUUUCUUGUACUGAGUAAAAAGUCUUGCAAUGCAAACCGAAAGGUAGUUUUAAAUAUUAAAUAUUAACUAUAAUAUAAAAUAUAUUUCAGAGCUUCCAGGCUAACAAAUAAGCUCUUAAGCAGUUGUUACACCAGAUUUCUGUCUCACUUCUCUUCCACUCUGAUGGAGGAACAGUCAGGUGAUUGGGAUUAGUCGUAUUAGUCUUGUGGGGCCGGCCUUCUAGAUGAAGUGUUUGCAGAAGUUAGUGCUUGAUUGCACUGAUAUCCAUCCCACCCAUGUCAGACUUCUUUUGGCUGAAAGAAAUCUGUUCAAAUGUAAACCUUAGUGACCGACUCUAGUAAAUAGAUGUUUCAGAAAUAGGAAUGACGUCUAAUUCUGUUGUAAUGCUUGUGUGUACUGUUUGCAUUUGAUCUUAUGGGGUCAAACCACUCCGCCUAACAACAAAGCAAAUUCUACUGUUCAUAUUUCCCUGAUUUUAGCAGCCAAAUCUUUCAGCAUGUGUUUAAUCAGACUGUUUGGUCGUAGUAGGUGAACAGCAGAGCUGCAUUAUUGAGCACUGUUAUUCCUCCUGUACUGAGAUCUCAUCUCGCUGCAGUGUAUUAAGCUUUGACUUACUGGCCAUGUUUACUCCAUAGCUUGUGAUUCUUGCACAUCACACUGAACUCAAAUGCUACCUGGUUUAUGAAGCACACACUUAAGCUUUUCUGGCUGUGUCCCAAAUGGCUUUUUAAAUGUUAAAUAGUGUCUAACCACACAAUUUGUGGUGCACUAGUCUCACAUACUGUGUAGUACACAGGGGUGAGGUUCAACUCUUCUGUUUGUUUCGACCCCACCUGCUUCUAGUAAAAUUUGGUUACCUCCCACCUAAAUUUCUAAUCUCAUUAGAGAUGAUGCCUGGCCCCUCAACAGUAAUGUGAUGUUAAAAAGGCUUGAAUUAUGAGCAUGAUGAGGCUUCCUACAAGAAAAUGUGUUUAUUACAUAAUCACUGUCUUUAGACUUCCUGUACAAAGUGAGUUCCAGUUCCUCCAGUUCCUUAGUCUUUUAUUAACAAUAACUAUUAGGUGAAUUUAUUUGCUGAAAACAAGACAAACUAGGGAGAAACUGAGGCCGGGUAUCAGGUAUCAAGUUUGAAAGGUUGCUUGUAGCUCAUUUAGCAAUAAGUCCUGCUCUGAUGCAAUGUUGUUGGCUACAUCAGUCAUAGUGUAAAUCUGUAUAAAAGAUUUUAUUGAACAUUUCAACUUCAUUAAUCCGACAUUUACAAGCAAUGGAAUGCAGUUCCACCCCAUGAUGUAUAACUCAAUGUAUCAUUGCAUGUAAAUGUGUUAGCUGUUUAUACAGACCAUGUCUCAGUAGAUGCGGUCAUACUAUAAAUAAUUUCGAGGAUGCAUAUUUACCGCCACAAACUAUUGAAAAACGUGCUGUUCUUUACCUUCUCUAAGACAAAGAGACAUUCAAAAUUCCUUCUCAGUGGCAGUAAGUCUACAACACUAAAUGCUUUGUUUAUAAUUCAACGUAUGUAUGAGCUCUGUGUAUGCAAUGUAUGCAGUGUGUGUGUGUGAACUGUUGUGUGUGUUUACAGCCUUUUCCCAAUUGCUGUUGAUUGUACAGUUGUGUACGGUGGGGAACUGGACUGGUGUGUGUGUGUGUGUGGCUGGUGGCUUGUCCUACAUUACAAACGCUAGAAUUAUCUAGAACUUCAAAACCCUUGUAAGUAAAGUAAGAGUGUGUGCACACUCUGUGUACUACAUGGCCACAUGAUCUUUUAGUGGUGUGUGUGUGUGUGUGUACGUGUACAAAAGAGAUUGCACGUGCAAGUUGUUCAUGUAUCCUAAAAACACCCUGCAUCUUCCUGCAGUGCUGCACUGUUUAUUAUGACCAACAGCUCAUCACUAAACUAAAGUUAAACAUCAGUCUGUUAAAAGCCCGCAGCAAUGAGAGUCACCAAACACGUCCCGUCAGGCGACAUCUCACAGUCCUGACAUACUUUACUCUACAGAUACCAUAAAGCCUUAUCUAUCAGCCUUCAAACUGUACGAUCCCAGUACAGCCUGACCUCCAAAUUAUUAUUUUCCUCAUACCAGCAUCUUCUUAAUGUACUAAUACUGUACUAGUGCACUGUAAAAUACCUUAAUCUAAAGUGGAACCAAAAUACAGAACUAAAUGAUGAAUGAUGCAGUCAGAACUAAAGUGCAGUCAACUUCUGUUUAGAUACCUGGCCGGCCGAUAGCCAAGUUUCGAUCUCAGCUGUGGUAGGCUGGCGUAACAGACCACUGUGCCACCUCAGCACCCUAGAAAACAAUGAAAAGUAGUUAGAAUCAAAUAUUCGAAGUGAUUAAGUGAACGGUAACAUAAGAGCUUCAUGUCCGUGGUUAGACCAAUAACAUAAUGGUGCCAUUGUGGAUUUUGCAUGCGUGUUCAUAUAUUUAUAUCUUUAAAAAAAAACUUUUGAUAUACAAUUUCAAACUUUCUUAAUCUAACAGAUUUAAUGUGGAAUUUAAACUGGGACUUGAACAAAAAUUCUGAAUUUUACACAAAUAAUAAUUAUAACAUUGACUGCACACACACACUUCUGUAUGGUCACAUGACUAAAGCUUUUUUUUUUUUUCCCAAUCGUCCUAAAGCCACCAGUCUCACGUGAAUGGGAAUGAAAAGGUCCAGUUAUGAUCCACCGUUCUAUUUUAUGUGCUUUAUGCUGAAAAUAUUUUUGUUUUAAAUACUGUACAGACUAUUUAUAAUGUUUGGUAAUUCUUAAUGAGGCUUAAUUUAUUUUCGAGUUGGAUAUAUGGUCUUGUUUUAGAUGAUUUUUGUUCCUUUUUUGGUCUGCUAUGUAAAACUGUGGCUGAAAGAUACUUCUCAUUUUGAACUGUGUACAGAGAUGAACUUCUGAUGCUCAGCAGGGAACUGUAAUCACACAGAAAUUAAAGCUUUGUUAUAUCAACCAUGAACCACA
Trichomycterus rosablanca is the source of this 6743-nucleotide messenger RNA. RefSeq names its product UDP-glucose ceramide glucosyltransferase (gene ugcg). Gene Ontology annotation, biological process: glucosylceramide biosynthetic process. Gene Ontology annotation, molecular function: ceramide glucosyltransferase activity. The transcript is spliced from 9 exons. The record is from RefSeq and is a predicted model, not a curated record. NCBI's taxonomy places the organism in Eukaryota, Metazoa, Chordata, Actinopteri, Siluriformes, Trichomycteridae. Gene Ontology annotation, cellular component: membrane. The coding region runs from base 17 to 1198 and encodes 393 amino acids.